This is a messenger RNA of Myotis lucifugus (little brown bat), 3125 nucleotides long. RefSeq names its product leucine rich adaptor protein 1 like (gene LURAP1L). The transcript has 2 exons. Gene Ontology annotation, biological process: positive regulation of canonical NF-kappaB signal transduction. Lineage: Eukaryota; Metazoa; Chordata; Mammalia; Chiroptera; Vespertilionidae. The coding region runs from base 725 to 1405 and encodes 226 amino acids. The record is from RefSeq and is a predicted model, not a curated record.
CGGUCCACCUGCCAGCGCCGUUUAAAGUUUCUGAGGCUCGCAAGAACACAAUGACUUGGAUCAAACGGCCUAAAUGGCAAGAAGGGUAUUUCUGCUGCAUCCAGGAAGCCCUUAAACUCCCGCGGACUACCUCCUUGCAGGCGUCCAUGCACUCGCCCGCCCUCCUCAAUCACUGACCAGAGAUGAUUUCUGAGGAUCCCUUGAAAGCCUGGAGCUUUAUGGCUGGAAAAUGAAACGACGCUGGAGUGUGGCCACAUCAUUAUUUUGUGUCGCGCGGGACCAGAUGGGCAGUCAGUGAAUGGCGCAGGGAUGUGAUGGACAGUUUUAUAAUGUGAUUUCCCCCCAGAAAGCUAAAGCCGGCUUCCUUUCCCUCUAUUUCCUCUCGGUCUGUAGCACUUGCGUUCUCCCCCGCUCUGCAAGAUCAAUUAACUCAACUUCGCCGUGGAGUGGCCAAGAGGGAAGAGGGUGAAUUCGGUCUCUCUAAUCUUGGUAAGAGUCGGAGGAGUGACGGCGACCAGGGGACUGCGGCGGGGACCCGGAGCGCCCUGUGCAGAUUGCAGGGUGGAUACGCGCAGGCGGUUAUGGAGCGGACGGUGCUCUGGACCCGCCGCGGAUAGACACCCUGGCGGCUGGAGGGGCCCUCUGACCUCGGGGCCGACUUAGCAGCCGCUGCCACCUCGCAGCCGCAGCAUUUUCCUGCCAUUAUCGCCGCUCUUGAGAAGUCAUGGAAGACGCGACAGUGCCAGACCUCAGAGACAUCGAGCUGAAGCUGGGGCGCAAAGUGCCGGAGAGCCUAGUGCGCUCGCUGCGCGGGGAGGAGCCGGUUCCCCUGGAAAGGAUCAGGGACCCCUGUGGGGGGAGCAGCGGCGGCGGGGGCGGCUGUAGUAGCAGCAGCAGCUGCUGCAGCCUCCCUCCCUCCUUGUCGUCCUCCUCUUCGUCCUCCCCAACCUCGGGCUCCCCGGGAAGACGGAGCCACUCCAGCACCCUGGAGAGGCUGGAAACCAAGCUGCACCUCCUCAGGCAAGAGAUGGUUAAUCUCAGAGCCACGGACGCCAGGCUCAUGCGUCAGCUGCUUGUGAUCAACGAGAGCAUUGAGUCCAUCAAGUGGAUGAUCGAAGAGAAAGCCACCAUCACCAGCCGAGGCAGCAGUCUCAGUGGCAGCCUGUGCAGCUUACUGGAGAGUCAGAGCACCUCCCUCCACGGCAGCUACAAUAGCCUACACGAUGGCAGCGACGGGCUGGAUGGCAUCUCCGUGGGGAGCUAUCUGGACACCUUGGCAGAUGAUGUGCCAGGCCAUCACACCCCGUCAGACUUGGACCAGUUCAGUGACAGCUCCGUCACGGAGGACUCCCAAGCACUGCGCAAGCAUCCCAAAUUGGAUUCUGAAUACUACUGCUUUGGCUGAUGACCCAGGUUUUUUGCAUGGGAUUAGUGUGCAAUUAACUUGUAUUUAUCUCUCUUCUCUGCUGCUAUAUUUUUGGUGUGAUUUUUUUUUACAUGAUAACCUUUAAAAAAAAGAAGCAUAUUUUGAAACUGCUUGAUGAUAUUUCUGUUGCUCCUAAUAUUUCUAAUCUGGAUUCAUCUAUUUUUCUCUUUUACAUCUCUAUUUUUAUUUAUUACAAUGAUUUUUUUUCCUCGCCCUUCUUUUCCAGUGGCACAAAGAAAGAAGGGGGAAAGAAUAAGCAAUAAUUAUGUUUUUGCUUUUGUUUUCAGAGCAAGGGGUCAGGGAUGACAUCAAAAACUUUGCUAAAUUUUGCAAUAAACCAAAGUCUGAUAACAGCUAAUUUUGUUGCUUGCAUUCCUAAAUGAUUCAAAGUGUCAUUGUCUAGAAGAUACUGAGGUUUAUUACUGUUUAUAGAGUACACUGAACAAAAUGUCUGGGACCAAGUUAGGCAUUAUUUCCAGUCCACAACUUCCUAGCAUAAAAAUCAACAAAACUGUUAGUCACAUAUUUUUAUGGCAAUCAUUUGGAAGACUCAACGAUAUGAAAUCUAUUCAGUUCAACUUUGUAUUCAUAGUGUAGAUCAGCACUUUCUCAUCAGUGAUUCCUUUAUUUUUUUUAUUUUUAUUUUUUUUUAAUCCUCACCCAAAGAUAUUUUCCCAUUGAUUUUUAGAGAGAGUGGAAGAGAGAGGGAAAGACAGAGAGAAACAUCAAUGUGAGAGAAACACAUCGAUUGGUUGCCUCCUGCAUGAACCCUGACCAGGGCCCAGGCCAGGGAGGAGCCUGCAACGGAGGUACGUGCCCUUGACCAGAAUCAACCUGGGACCCUUUGGUCCGCAGGCUGACGCUCUAUCUACUGAGCUAAACUGGCUAGGGCUUCUCAUCAGUGAUGCUAACUGAAACGGUAGACUAUGUUGUGUGGUAAUAUUUGAUUCUCCCAAAUUUCAAAGAUAAUUGAGAUGAGAUAUGACGGUGAUUAGAGGUUAAGCCUCAGGGGUGAGGAACAUCUGGCCUGCAGGCCAUAUAAAGCCCAUGAAAUCAUUUGGUCUGGCCCUGCUAAGGCAUUAGGGGUGAGUUAAUUAAAUGUUUAACCAAAUAUAACAGCUAAUUUUUAAGUUGAUAACUUUGUAUGUCCUUCGAAUGAUUUUAUAAAUACCCAAAUGGCCUUUGGCUGAAAAAUGGUUCCCCACCCCUGGGUUAGGGGGUCCUAAAUUUAAUUGUAUUUUGAGAUUUUCUUAACAUUCACUUAUAUGCAUUUUGCAAUUGCAAUCAGAUAUAUAAAAACUUAGAUAAUACAUAUGAAUGGAUGGAUAGAUAUAUUACAUGCAAAGCAGAAUCACUAUUCACUUAUAUGAUAUCAUUUCAUCCUGCGGUGGAUAAAUAAUCUCUCAAUUUUGAUGUGAUUUUAUUAAUCCUCCACAUUUCCUUUACCUUAAUGAUUCCUAGUGAGUUAAUCUGUUGAGAUGUCAAACUGUAUUUUGUAAUGAUACAUGUUUCUGCACAAAAUAUUUUACAAUAUGAAUCAAAAAGUAUUCCUAUUUAAACUAAAAAAUGUCCAUAUUCAAGACAUGGUUUCCCCAAAAUGUCCUUUGUUACUGUGUACCUAUAACACACUUGUCAAAUGUAUUGUUUGUUUCCAGGACAUAUAUUAUUCAAUUUACGAUUAAAAUCUAUAGGGUCUAUA